Nothobranchius furzeri (turquoise killifish) is the source of this 6842-nucleotide messenger RNA. RefSeq names its product endothelin receptor type Aa (gene ednraa). Gene Ontology annotation, cellular component: plasma membrane. Gene Ontology annotation, biological process: regulation of blood pressure; endothelin receptor signaling pathway; developmental pigmentation. The record is from RefSeq and is a predicted model, not a curated record. NCBI's taxonomy places the organism in Eukaryota, Metazoa, Chordata, Actinopteri, Cyprinodontiformes, Nothobranchiidae. Gene Ontology annotation, molecular function: endothelin receptor activity.
ACUCUCCACAGGAAACUUUGAGCCAUAAUGCGAAGGCACCUCAGAGCAGACGGGUGCAUUGCUCAAACCAAGUGGGAUACGGCGCAGCUUUGAUAGUGCGUUAAUUACUCAUGUGAUGUGAUACAGAUGUCUGGGGGCUUCAGCUGAAAGUUUGCCUGACGCUUUCCAAGGGGGCCCGGCAGACAUUUUAGAAGCGUGACAAAUCGGGAGACUCUUUCAAUAAAAGGAAUCAAUGGGCUUAAUACACUCAGAAAUGGCCACUACAACUUUUACGUUUCUGAUGCUAAUGGCCUGUUUGGCAGUCAGAGGAAUGGGCCAGAUGAACGAAGUGAGAGCUGAGCACUUAAUAACCCACUCCACACUGCAGCCUCGGGACUUUUACAGCACCAUCAGCCCAGCUGGAGGACCCGGUGUGCCUCUACAGGCCCAAGAAACCAGAGCUCUGGGAUCUAGAGCUGCCAAUCAGACUAGGAAGGUGCCCCCAGCAUGCUACAAAAGUCUCACCAUCAGCAGAUACUUUAAGUACAUCAACGCCACCAUCUCCGUCAUAGUCUUUGUAGUCGGCCUGGUUGGGAACGCCACCCUCCUGAGGAUCAUAUUCAAGAACAAAUGCAUGUGGAAUGGGCCCAACGCCCUCAUCGCCAGCUUAGCUCUGGGUGACCUCAUAUACAUUUUCAUCGUUAUACCUAUCAACCUAUACAAGCUGCUAGCAUCCAGCUUCCCGUUUGCUGACAGUUCGUUCGGUUGGUGUCUUUGCAAGCUUGUUCCUUUCCUGCAGAAGGCUUCUGUCGGCAUUACGGUCCUCAACCUGUGUGCCCUCAGCGUGGACAGGUACCGGGCUGUGGCAUCCUGGAACAGAGUACAGGGAGUGGGCAUUCCUCUCUUCACCCUCAUCGAGAUCAUACUUAUCUGGGUCUUGUCACUCAUCCUGGCAGUUCCUGAGGCUAUUGGUUUCGAUAUAGUCCCUGUCAACCACAGCAACUUCAAAAGCACCUGCAUGCUUUCCCCAAAGACACCAGCCAUGGAGACCUACAAGGAGGCAAAAGACUGGUGGCUGUUUGGGUUCUACUUCUGCAUGCCAGUGAUUUGCACGGCCGUCUUCUACACUCUGAUGACCCUGGAGAUGCUCAACCACAGGAAAGGCAGUCUUCGCAUUGCACUCAGCGAACACCUUAAACAGAGAAGGGAGGUGGCCAAAGCUGUCUUCUCCCUUGUGUUGAUCUUUGCCCUCUGCUGGUUCCCACUGCACCUCAGUAGGAUAUUAAAGAUGAUGCUGUACCAUGAGAGUGAUAAAGAGCGCUGUGACCUACUCAACUUGAUGCUGGUCAUGAAUCACCUCGGCGUCAACCUGGCAACCAUCAACUCGUGCGUUAAUCCCAUCAUAUUGUACUUUGUCAGCAAGAGGUUCAAAAACUGCUUCAAGUCCUGUCUGUGCUGCUGGUGCUACUCUGACAACCAGCUGAACAGCAUUGGACCCAUGAAUGGAACCAGCAUCCAGUGUAAAAGUCCAGAGCCCAACAACCUCCAGACUACCCACUGCAUCAGGAAAUACAGCAAAUGACCGCUGCACACUUCACUCUUUUUACAACACAGAACUGCACUCGCCUGAAAUAAUGUAUAUUAAACGUACUUGUAUGAGACUUUCUGUGUGACGCUGUCGCAGCACGUGUCUGGAAACACAUGAGGAACUGGAACAAAGGGAACAAACCGUGGAGUGAGUUUCCUGAGCCUCUCAGCGGGCUGAGCUUCCUGAGAAAAGGCCUCUUCUGUUCCCACACCCACAAACGGUGACCCUGUGGCCUGAGAGAAGAAAUGGGGUCAGCAGGAUGAGGAAGAGGAGGAGGACUCUUUUAAGGGAUGCAGCUGAACUCUAUUAAUGUCCAUCAGAAGCUGAGCAUGGUUUCCUGGAUGGGAAGGAUGAGGAAAAGGCUGACUGUUCUCCAUCAUUAGGAGCGAUGAGAGCGGUGUGCUGAACCCAGACGUUAAAACGGACUCAUUAAAGCUGAAAUCCCAAAGAAGCACGUUACAGACUCAAGAAACAACCUACGGUUGGGACUAAAGUACUGCUGUGUGUUGGAUUGUACUCUUUAGAUAGAUGGAAACCUAAGUGGGUUUCCAUGAAAAGGUUAAGAACAUUUAGUAUUUUAGCUUCAUGAACAACUUCAGUUUGGAUGAAUAAAAAUUUAUUCUGAGCAAAUUGAUGAGCUAACAGCUAGUCACAGUGGAGGUUGGUGAAUCUAUAUUGGUCAUUAGCCGUUAGCUUGUCAGGCAGCAAGAGUAAACCAAGUCAUUGCCUUAGUACAACUAAAUUAGGACUUUUUAAAUGCAUGUAUACACAAGAGGUGGACCAAUGUUGGUUUUUCUAUUGAUGAUACAGAUGUCCAUAUGUAGGAGACAAGGUUAGCCAGUGUUAGCCAGUGUACUACUCAGUUAUAAUGGGCUAAUUUUCAUGGCCACUAUCUAGACAUGUUCCAUCUUAUUCUCAUGCUAAAAUGUCACUAAUAACAUUAGCUGAUGCUCAACAUUUCUGAAGCUGAGUCAGUUUUUGAACUCUAAAUGAUGCUGUUAAAUCUGUGUUUAAGUCAGACACCUAAAUAAAGUUCAUUUAGAGUAUUUAUUAUGCAGAUGUUUUUAGUGAGCGUAAAAAUACAUUUAAAUGAAAUUCUGCAACAGCGCCGGGCUGCCCGAGGAUGUGCCCGACUUUAAAUCGGCUUUACUAAGGAUAUUUAUUAGCCAAUGUAUAAAAACUGUAAAUAUUGGCCGGAUAUAUCGGUCUACUCCUAGUGUACACCUUAGUCCAGGGGAAGUUGAAACAAACAGGACUAAUCCUAAUCAAGCUAAGGCACCAGCUAAUGCAGUAAAAAUAAAAUCCCAACUUAGCCAAGCUGUGACCAGCCUGGGCUCCCUCCCACCAGGAACCGGUCUUCUGAUAUUAUCAUCGCCACAGGACUGCGUGCAUCUGACGUGGUGAAGCGUUCUUGUCAUCCAUUCCUUUAACCAUCGUGCAGAUCCUGCCUUUACUCUGUCUGCUUCACUCCAGCCAGCAUUUGUUAAUUGUUUGUGUGUUGCCACCUAGCAUCGCAGAGUCAAACAUCCUUCAUUCAAUAACUCAAUUUUCUACUGUGCAUGUGAACUAGAAUGAAGGCUUCCAAUCUGGUGAAGGUUUUCGCUCAAUUAUUGGGGUAGUUCGAUUUAGAUGUGUGUGUAACUACAGAGUGUGAUUUGAACUACUCUAUUUCUCCAGGCUGAGGUUGUUCAAAAAAAAUCAUAUUUUUUUUUCUCUGAAAACCAUUUCAGAUGUUUCAGCUAAACUAAAAGUUUUUCUAAAGUUGCAGGUUAGAUGUCUGAAACUAAAAACAAACCCAACAUUUACCACCAAUUAAAUUGUUUUUUUCCACAACACUGUGAAUGUCACCAUGCAUAUACAAGUAUAGAAAUAUCAGUAUAGCGUUCACUUUUAUAAAGUGUAAUAAUACAAAAAGUAUUUUACUCAGACUACAUUACCUUUAGAAUAAAAUACGGUAGGUGGUAGUGUUUGGAUAAAUCACACAUCCUCCGAACUCAGAGAAAAAAAUGAGUUUUUGAAAAUGUUCGUUGUUCACCCGAAGAGGAACCGUUCUAGUGUCAACAGCAAGAUUGUCUGACAGACAGAGGGUGGGAAACUCAUAACCGGCUUUGAUCAACAGAAAACAUUUUCCCAUUUCAUCCUGAAGAAAAAUGUAGCAAAACUGGCAAAUCAAGCCAACAAGUAGAAGGAGGAUCAAAUAGUCUAAAAAUCUGAUUAUGCAAUACAAAACAAAGCAUGCUAUUUAUUUGAGCGUGCAUUAAGUAAAGAGCAUUUCAACACAAUUUUCUAAUUGUUACGUCCCCGACAGGUGUUGUUAGAAUGUGAAGGGAUAACAUAAGAACUGGACAGUGGAUGUUAAAAGGGUUUUAUUGUAACAAAUGUUCUAAAAACGUGCAAACAGAUGACGGGCAUUAUAAAGAUAAUGCAAAACACAAACUGAACUAUCUAAAAGGUUAACAUCGCGACAAAUUAUCAACUAUAGAAACACCUGGUUAAAACUUAUAUUAAAAGUCUUACCGAACCGAAGGUGUUCUUAAAAACCCGAAGUUGAUACAAGUCUAAAACAAUAUACUGACUUAGGCCUAGUCCACACGUAGCCGGGUUUUUUUUUUAAAUGAAUAUCCGCCCCUCCAAAAACUUGCAUCCACACCUAGCCUAGCAAGCCAGACUAAAUAAAUGUAUUAUUUAGUCUGGCCACGCUCCAUUGACGGCUCUCGGUUGUGGGGCGGGUUCUACCGUUGUCUUUCCAAUGAUCUCCGCGUUCCACUGGACAAUGAAUGUGACAUACUCUUGUUCCACUCUGUUGCAUCAUCCCACCCACCAGGCAUAUAGAGUGCCCUGAUUGGCCCACAAAGCGGAUAAAGCUCUGUGAUUUGUUCACUAAGCAGAGCACUAUGAUUGGCCCACCAUUAUGGACCAAUCACAGCUCUUUAUGUGUUUGAAACCCCUUUAGAGAGCUGUGAUUGGCUAGCCAGAGUCCUGGUAGGAGCUGCGGAGGUUCCAAUGGAGCGUGCCUAGACCAAACUUUGCAAAGCAAGAAUUUGGUCUAGUUCACCAGGCUAAUCCACACCACCUCAUUUUAAAAAGAAACUCUGUCCACACGUACCCGGAUAAAUACGUCGUUAAGGAAAUGCCAGACCUGUAGGCCGCAGUACUUCCCCCGUUCUUAACCUCGUCCUUCGUCUGUGGUCUUCCGCAAGGAGCAGUAAUUCCGCUUGCAAAACCAAACAAGCAAAAAGCGCUUGGGCAAUUUGUUAAAGUGAGCGCAGCUCUGAGGGCAUCCAUGCUGUCGGCUAGUGUAAACACAGGUCGCACACGUGAUGUCGGCAUUUUUUUUGUCGCGCAAAGUGACGUUGCGGAUCUUUAAACUCCGGUUUUGUCUGUCCACACGCAGACACCCAAAACGGAGAAAACGCAGAUCUUCACUUUGGCCGGAGUUUUUAAAAAAAUCCAUUUUCGUGUGAAAAAACUCCAUUUUUGUGUGGAUGACAGGCCAAAACGUAGAAAAAUAUCUACGUUUUGGCAGAUCCCCAGCUACGUGUGGACAGGGCCUAAAACACCUGGUAAAAAAAACUUAUUUUAAAAAGCUUCACCACAACGAAGGUGUUUAAAACCGAAGUCAGUAAAACUGCCACGGAGUUAACCUUUAAAACCAAACUGCAAAAAGAUCCCACUGGAUCAUCCCAAAAAAACUUAUCACCUAGAGUUAAAAACAACCAAAGUUUUUAACUCCUCUAAACGAAAGGGGUUGAAAACAAACAAAACCAGGAGGACAGCAGAACCCCUGCACUGCUGCCUCCCAGACUUCUUCUUCUUCUACCUUUCCGGUUAAAUGGUGGGUGGCAACCAACUUAAGGUGCAUUACCGCCACCUACUGUGCAGGAGUGUGAGUCAGAGCGAGGAGAGAAAAAAAAAAAAAAAAAAAUAUAUAUAUAUAUAUAUAUAUAUAUAUAUAUAUAUAUAUAUAGAAAAAUAAUAAAAAACUAAAUUCUACUAAAUACCUUAAUUUUCCUAAGAAACUCUAGCACCAACUUAUAAUUGGACCCACUGCCAUUCAACAACGUUCUCAAAUUCCAAAUGCCACAACCUUUAUCUUUCAACCUAUCUAUAAAUUCACCCCUAAUUACAUCAAACUUACUACAAAAACACAAAACAUGUUCUACCGUUUCCUGUUCUGUCCCACAAUCACCUGUUUGAUGUUUUCCCAAAAUAUGCAAAGUGCUGUUCAAUCCCGAAUGUCCUAAUCUCAAUCUCGUUAUUAUUGUUUGUUCCCUAUUAUGUAAAUCCUUAAACGACCUUUUACCUACUACGUGCCUCCCAGACUGCUGAAGGCACGGCCUUUUUAUACAGGUGUUGGCGAUCAAGGAAGAUUCAGCUCAGCUGUGCUCCUCAGCAGCCCGGGAGAGAGGAGGAGGGGCGGUGUCAGGCUGUUUCACCAGAGCUGGGUGAUCCUGGCUCCUGCUCUUCCCUGGCCAGACUGGCAACCGUUACACUAAUAAAAUAAUCUAAACUCACCAGUUUUAUGGAUUUUCAUGUAAAUGUCAUAAAAAGGGGAGAAAAAAACAAAAUUGAUCAAAAAUUCAUAAAGUUUUUCUCAAAAAAGUGAAUUUGAGUAUUUUCCAGAAUGUCACUCUGUUGUUUUCAUGUGUUUUAUUAUGUUUAUGCUUUUAUAUAAAAUUUUAACAAUAUGGCCUUACAUUUUUAAGAAUAUGUAUUUUUAUGUGUUAAUUUUAUGCUUCUAACAUGUGAAUAAACAUAAACCUGUGGGAGUCUGGUUUGGUGCACCAAAGUACUCUAGAAACUGCACACCUCCGGUUUGGCCUCUAGAGUGUUUUGCACGUGUGCACACACACGUCUCACCCUUCUUGUGCACUGUAAGAAAGGAAAUGUUGAAUUAACUCAGCUAAGUGACGUCAGCUGGUUCUACCAGCCUAGCUGCUGCUUAAAGGUAAAGAUGAAUACACAUUGUUAUCCAUUGCUGUGUUAAAAGUGAAUCUUAUACUCUUUAUAUAGCAACUAGGUUAUGGCACCAUUUUACUCAAGCCGAGUACAUUUUACUCAAAUAGAAUAGAGUUUACUUUGAAAAAGAUUACAUGUGGUUCCAUGGGGUCAAAUGUACUCACUUUUCCUGUGCAGUUGCCAUGACUUUUUAAGUAAACAAUUCUUUUUUUUUUUUACAGUGUCUAAUAUUUUUACCACUAGACGUUAACGUUUAUCCUCCUGUGGUCUGUUGUAACGGCUGCUGCUUCAACUAAUAAAUCACUUUUUAACCCCA